GGGUUUUAGCGCUUCAAUUCAGUGAUGGAGUGGAGAGCCAUGGCGGCGGUGAUGUUUCCGGUGUGCUCGAGAGUCAUCCCGGACAGGAGGUGCCGUGCUUUUAAGCCGGCUUCCCAUUUCCAAAGUGCCGUUUCCAAAAGGAGAGUGAUGGUGAGAUGCGCGAAAGAAGACCCAACUACUGGAAUGCGCAAAGACUGGUUGCUAGACGACGAGCACGCACUAGAAGCGGAGCUGCAGCAAGCUAUACAGUCCGAGGAUUAUGCCAAGGCCGCGAUUGUACGUGACAGGCUGCGGGGCGUCCAACAGGAUGGUGUUACCGGCGUGCUCGAAGCCAACGCUCGCUUCUACAGAGCUUUUGAGCAAGGGGACCUGGCAACAAUGCGCAAGAUGUGGAAGAAAGGCGACAACGUACACUGUGUUCAUCCUGGCGCCGGACGAAUCUCCGGCCACGAGCUUGUGAUAUCGAGCUGGGAAGUGAUGCUGGGACCGGAGGUGGAUUUCCCGCUGCGGAUUCGUCUGGAACAUGUGGAAGUCCGUGUGAGGGGAGACUUGGGAUAUGUUACGUGCUUGGAAGUGGUGCGGUCGGGGACGAGCUGGGGGAAACAGGUUGCAACGAACGUCUUUGAGAGGCAAGAUGGUGUGUGGCAAAUUUGCAUGCACCAUGCUUCUCCAGCCCCCGACAGCUAGAUUUUCUUCGAAGAAAAUCUACAAAAACUUCUUUUUCCGAGAAACUCGACGCAGCUCUAGAAGAUGGGGAAGAUCGAACUGGAAUCCAGGCACGUAAGGUUGUCGCGUUCUUGAGAGCUGGUUGGGCAGCGGCUGCAGCAGCAUCCAGGUCUUGCCGUUUCGUCAUGAGCAUGAGCAUCCGGAACGCUGCGCUGUUCUGGAGCGAGCCAAAGCAGCUUGUUUGGUUGCAAACCAAAGUUGGCAGACACGGAGCAAAAGAUCAGGCAGUCGAACUCAUCGCCAGCAUCUUCUGGAGCAGCUCCGGACUAGCGAUCUGUCCUGCGGAGCUCAAGAACACAACUUUGCAGUCAGAUGCAAUAUAGACGUUAGACGAGAAGAGGCAAGCAUGAAAAAUGAGAACUUUACCUUGGGGAAUUUGAUGGGCGUGCUGGAUCCGAAAGUCUGGAGCUCCGCGAGCGAGAAGGUGGCGACGCGCGCUGUCCCGGUCAUUGGGAGUGAGAUCCACUGGAAGCAUGGAGGCAAGUCCACUAGCUUUUUCCCGUUCACUCUCGUCUCGUCGCAAGAUUAAGAAGCAAGCAAUCUAUGCAGUUCCAGCUCGGCAUUUCAUCCAAAGCAGUCCACGAGACUGAGGCAUUAGCGAAAGGAGGUGAUCGAGUUCUUCCAAAUUGCCGUCGUGAGUUCCACACGGCCAGAUCUUUGUCGGGCCACAAUAUUUGAUUUUGCAUCGUUCGAUGGUAAUAUAAGAUCAUAGAAAGUUAAAAAUCA
Molecule: messenger RNA, 1452 nt
Organism: Selaginella moellendorffii
Lineage: Eukaryota; Viridiplantae; Streptophyta; Lycopodiopsida; Selaginellales; Selaginellaceae
Product: F-box protein SKIP8
Exons: 2
Coding region: 25-687 (220 amino acids)
Molecular function (GO): protein binding
Source: RefSeq, a predicted model, not a curated record